AUGAAAGUUUUAGGAAAAGAUGAGCUUAUAACGAAAUUUGAAACUUUCAUAGUAAUAAAAAAGGAAUUAGAAUAUGCUAAAAAUAUAGAUAAACAUUUAUAUAAUAACUUUUGCUUAAAAAAAGAUGAUGUAUUUAGAGAUAUUUAUGAAAAAUAUUUUAUGAAAUUGAUUUCUGACAAAAUUUUGUACAAAAGUAUUCAAAAAUAUAUUAUUGAUACGUGUCCACAUAUAAUUCCAAGAGAAUUAAAUAUAAAAAAUUAUGAUAAUUCUAGUGAAGUACUUAGUAGUAUUUCUGAUAAAAUUGUUAAUUUUAUUAAAGAAAUAGGUAUUUAUAAUUUUGAUAAAAAAGAAAAAAUUCAAAUUGUGGAUAUUAAUUGUGAAAAAUUUGUUGAUCUCUAUGUUAUUUUGAACUAUGGAGAAAAAAAAUGUGAAGAAAACAAAAUUGAACAUAUUUUAAAAUUAUUAAGAAAUGUGCAUAUUACAAAUUCAAUUCAAAAUGAGCAAUAA
Plasmodium relictum is the source of this 507-nucleotide messenger RNA. RefSeq names its product DNA-directed RNA polymerase II subunit RPB4, putative (gene RPB4). The record is from RefSeq and is a predicted model, not a curated record. Gene Ontology annotation, biological process: DNA-templated transcription initiation. Gene Ontology annotation, cellular component: RNA polymerase complex. The transcript has 2 exons. Bases 1 to 507 code for a protein of 168 amino acids. Gene Ontology annotation, molecular function: nucleotide binding. Lineage: Eukaryota; Apicomplexa; Aconoidasida; Haemosporida; Plasmodiidae.